UUUUUUCUCCAGCUGGUUACAUUAUCACGUUAGAUUUAAUACCGCUUAGUGGUAUUUCACAAAAUAAAUAAACGUUCAAGUUGAUGAUUUUUUUAACUUUGUGACAAUGAAUUCUGAAAACCAAGAGGAGGAACUAGAAGUUCUGAAGUCAAUUUAUGAAGGGGAUGCAAAUUUUAAGGAAAUGAACGCAAAGACGUUCCAAUACAAGUAUGGAACUGAAGGUGAUCCUCAUUCCUUUGUGUUAGAAAUUAGCUGGCCUGAAUCUUAUCCAGAAAGUUUACCCAUCAUCAGCCUGGAUGCUUUUUACAACAAACAUAUGCAACCCAGUGUCAAAGAAAAUAUCAUUUUCAAACUAUUGAAAGAAGCAGAUGCUAAUAUUGGUUCAGCCAUGACCUACACACUUAUUGAAUGGGUUAAGGAAAAUUUGGAGGAAUUAUUAGUUGACCAGCCAUUGAACUUGGAUACAUGUACAAGCCAUGUAGCUAACUUAGAGAUUGAUGAUAAGGUUGAGCCCUCUUCCAAAGAUAAUAAAGAUCGCCGUUCUGGACUUACAAAAGCUCAAAAAAGGCGGCAGUGGGAUAGAAUGGAUGGAAAAGGAGAAAAAAUCAGAGGUUUUGAUUGGGUAGAUGUGAUAAAACAUCUUUCUCAAACUGGAGGAGCACAGGCUAGUUAGUAUUUGUUUGAGGCAAAGUUUGCUAAUAAAAACACUGUUUGUAAAAUGUAAUGAAACAUGGAGUGUAUAUUGUGAAGUUUUAUUGCU
Messenger RNA from Daphnia carinata, 760 nucleotides. Its product is annotated as RWD domain-containing protein 4-like. The transcript has 4 exons. Lineage: Eukaryota; Metazoa; Arthropoda; Branchiopoda; Diplostraca; Daphniidae. Gene Ontology annotation, molecular function: protein binding. The record is from RefSeq and is a predicted model, not a curated record. The coding region runs from base 107 to 673 and encodes 188 amino acids.